This is a messenger RNA of Symbiodinium pilosum, 2673 nucleotides long. NCBI's taxonomy places the organism in Eukaryota, Dinophyceae, Suessiales, Symbiodiniaceae. The record is from the annotation of a GenBank genome assembly.
AUGGAAGAGGUUUUACCCAAUGCCGUGGUUCCACAGGGGACCAUGCCCCUGACCGGUGUUGGCGAGAGCGUGUCUCCGGUCAAGCUGGCUGGAUUUUCAACCAGGACGAACAAGUCACUGGGCGGCACACAGACCGCAGCCAUAAACCAGAGCCUGGACAACCAGCUGGAGGAGAUCUACACGGUCCUUGCGGAGGGCCAAGAGUCCGCAAAGUGUAAGGCACUGCUGGAUGGCUCCUAUCCCUUUACGUUUCAGUACAAGAAGCGCAAGUGCACUGGGGGUGCCAUCCACAUCGCCGCCUUGCAGACGGAUGGGGAGUUGCUUGAGGAGCUUCUGGCACUUAAGGCAGACAUCAACGUGGAGUGUCGCUAUAUGACCUUCGAGAAGGAGGGCCGCGCACAGCCCAUCCACCUGGCAGUGCAGGGCUGCUUGGAGAACGUCCAGCUGCUGAUCACGGCGGGGGCUGACGUAAAUGCACGGGUUCAAGUAGAUGGCCAAGAUCACUUCUGCCCUCUCCAUGAUGCUGUGUUCUUCCGGGACGUAGACAUGGUUCAAUACUUGCUGGAGAAGGGGGCUAGCGUGAAUGCGCUGAACUUGGACCGCAUGACGCCACUUCAUGUGGCGGCGAAGAUGGGAGCGUCUGAGGUGGCGGAGCUCUUGGUACGCAACGAGGCAGAUACGGAGCUCCGGGACGAGAACCAUCGAACUGCCCUGGAGGUUGCCGUGGAGAGCGGGGUCUUCCCACAGCGCCGGCUCUACCUACUGGCAAAGUUCCGCAUCGGUGACAUCAUGAUUGUGUCUGAGCACUGCCCCAGCGCGACAACUGAGUUCAUUCGGAACCUUCUUUGCGACUACGCAGGUGCGGAGUCUGCUGACCAGGUAGCGCACAAGACCAAUGUGGCUGACGAGUUGCAGACCGAGGAGAACCUGACGGUAGAGCACUGGAUAGCCCUUCUGGAUAACACCCCAGAUGCGGCAGACUACUUGCUGGAGAUCCUGACAGUUGAGCCAGAUGAGGACAGUGUGUACUACCACCCGCUGCCCAAUCAGGCCAUCCUGAACGAACUCCGGGCAGACUACAACACUGACGAUACGUGGAAAUGCGACACCGAGACCGGUGACCGGGCCAAGGCAUGGCCGGCUUGGCACGACCGCUUGGCGCCCGGCGCCCGAGCAGUCCGCAAGGGACGCCGAAUUUCCCACGCCAACUCGAACCGCAUCUCUGCGUUUGUGAAGCGGCAGGGGAACCAGCGCACCAACCAGCCGAAGGUUGUGGAUUCCCGCGAUCUGCAGCCUGUGCACAUGCGACAGCUGCGGUUGAGAGGUAUUGUGUGUUCAGAGGUGUUGCAGGCACUGAGCGAGACCAAAUAUGUGGAGAUUUUCAAGAACUCAGCCGUCACUGCCACUUUGACGUACUGUUGGGAUGCGUUUGUUUUGAAAUGGUACUUGCUUCAGCUUCUGCAUCGUUUCCUGGAACUGGUCGUGCUCUCGGCGUGGACUUAUUCCAAAUCUCAGGACUUCAACAACAACCAGGUCCCGUACUGGCAGCGGCGCCUUGCCUGGACCUUCAUGUUUGAAAGCGCCAUUCGCGAUACCUACAUCGAGGCUUUCCAGGCCUAUGGCUUCUGCAUCCGCUUGCAGAACCCAGGCUCCUACUUUGGGAAUGGUGGAAACUAUGUGGAUGUCCUGGUGAUCUCAAUUUUCAAUGUGGUCGUUGGACGGGCCUUGCAUACUGGCCUCUUCUACCUAGACGAGUGGGCCGAGCUUUUCGCCUUGCUUGUCUUUGUUCGCUGGUUUCAGAUGCUCUUCGCGCUGAGGGCCUUCAAGCUGGGCAUGAUCGGCGUGAAAGGAAUUAUCCCUAUACUCCACUCUGUCAAGAAGAUAGGGGGGAUGGGGAUCAUCUGCUUCUUCGUCUUCGCUGGCUUCUGGCAUGCCUUCAUGAUCCUGGACAACGGCAUGGAAGGUCCUUACAAGAUACUGAUCGGAACUGUCAAGCUGCUUUUCAUGGUAGACGGCGACGGUAUCGUGCAAGUCUUGAAGCUUGGUGGCCGGGGCGAUGCACUGGGCAACGGGGACUACAUCACGCUGGUAAGCCUGAUGGUUGCGGUGAUCAUCUUCUGUAUAAGCUUGCUGAACCUGUUCAUCGCUGUGCAUGGGCGUGCGUACUCUGAGGCGCACGUCCAUGCGGUCAACCUUUUCAUGCAAGAGCGGGCUGCCAUCUGCGUACACUGUAUGGUGCAGCCGCAGCUGCCAAUGUGCUGCGUUCAUUCAAAGCGCAAGGCGUGGCAGUCUGGCUACCUGUUCGUCGCCGUAUUGGCCUUUGGAUGUUGGGUGCUUUGCAUUGUUAUUGAGGAUGUUCCUGCCAUCAUUCCUGCGCUCCUGCUGUCCCUGGCAUUUUAUUUGUUCAAUGGUCUACUGCUGGAAAGGCCGUGGGCAAGCGAAGAGGUAUGCAGGCGAAGCUACCUCUGGUGGUGUGCACCGACAACCAAGCAGUAUGGUAUCUCUGCUGAAGCUGAGCAGGCGGAGAUGAUCGAAGACAUGGCCGAAAGGCUCGUGCGACUGGAGAAAUCCAUGGAGGAGUUGCGACAAACGGCCAGCGCCCUGCAGGCGCGGCCACAGACCCGUGGGGGUCGUCCAUCUGGAAACACCAGACUGGGCGGACGAUGGCGAUGA